Marmota monax (woodchuck) is the source of this 1206-nucleotide messenger RNA. It is a transcript of the gene Rd3l, whose product is annotated as RD3 like. The record is from RefSeq and is a predicted model, not a curated record. NCBI's taxonomy places the organism in Eukaryota, Metazoa, Chordata, Mammalia, Rodentia, Sciuridae. The transcript is spliced from 2 exons. The coding region runs from base 4 to 600 and encodes 198 amino acids.
AAAAUGCCAUUCUUUGGUUGGAUGAAAUGGCCAAAAAACAAUUCCUACAAACCUACACACUAUGCUGACUCAGAUAUAGUGACAAAGACUCUGCUUCGGGAAUUAAAAUGGCAUCUAAAGGAGCGAGAAAGAUUCAUACAAGAGAUUGAAAAUGAGCAAAAAGUGAAAAAAACAGGUGUGGAUUAUAACUGGCUUAGAAACUACCAGAGUCCCCAUACAACCAUCCCAGCUGCAGAGCAAAGACAACUCGAAGUUCUUUGUUCACAAGUUCAUCCUUGCCAAACUGGAACUAUUCUCAGCAGAUUUCGAGAAGUUCUAGCAGAAAAUGAUGUGCUGCCAUGGGAAAUAGUCUACAUCUUCAAGCAAGUUCUGAAAGACUUCCUCAGUAGUCCUGACAAAGGGACUCGGCAGGAGGGCCCACAGCACUCCUGGGACACAGGCUGUCCCCCCACCUCAGCACUCCCAGGUGAAAGCUCCAAGAGUCCAGAAAAAGAUGAAAUACCCACCAUCUCAAGUUACGUAGACAGGAACAGCAAGAACAGGUUCCCAGCAUGCUCGUACAGAACAUGGAACCUACCGUACUACUACCCACCAAGUUAAGGUUCCUAUAACCAAGCUUCCGUGUGCCAUCCAAGAACCAAUACUCCUAACAUUAAACAAAAGCGAUGUGACUUCAGUUUUCUUUGUCAUGAGGUCAGAAGUUAAAAUUCCCAUGGAUGAGUAUCCUGUUUUAAACUGUUCUUUUUUAACCACUCUAAACAUGUAAUGUUCUCACUGAACAGUAUGCUUCUAACUAAAUUAUUUCCUAAAUAUUUUUUUAAAAUGUUUAAAGUGUUUUCUUAUCCUUCAAACACAUCUCACAGGAACCAAGGCAAUUUAGUAUGGAUUUUUAUAUAUUCUGUGUGAAACUUAGUUAGCUAAGUUAGUUAUUCUAAGUUAGUUAGCUUAGUUAGUUAUUCUAAAAUAGGCUAUGUAUAAAAUAAAUGAUUACUGUGAAUCCUAUCUAUACAAUAUAACAGUGGAAUGAUGUAAAUAUCCCAUGAUGUGAUAUCAUUCUCGGCUGGGGACAGGGGAAGGGGGCAUUGAGGGAGGAAAUAACCUGCAGUUUACAAACAAAGUAGUGCUUUAUCCUGACUCAGAUUCAUUUUUAAUUACUUAUUUUCUAUCUUAACAUUAAAGGAAAGUAUUAAAAACAUCUCUACAGUG